Olea europaea var. sylvestris is the source of this 670-nucleotide messenger RNA. RefSeq names its product classical arabinogalactan protein 9-like. The record is from RefSeq and is a predicted model, not a curated record. NCBI's taxonomy places the organism in Eukaryota, Viridiplantae, Streptophyta, Magnoliopsida, Lamiales, Oleaceae. Bases 107 to 496 code for a protein of 129 amino acids. The transcript has a single exon.
UUGGACUCAAAAAUAUUUUUCUCUCUUCUAUUCUAUUCUUAAGUCUCUCUCUCUCUCUCUCUCAAUCUUCGGUGCUUUUAAGAUUUUCUUGUCUAACAAAUUAACAAUGGCCGUGUCUAGGGUUUUGGUAUUCGUGAUUGUAGCAUUGUUGGUUGGAUUCUCCGUGGCGCAGCAGCCCUCCGCCGCGCCAUCUCCGCUGUCUACACCAACGACUCAGCCGCCUUCUGCAACUCCUCAACCACCGGCUUCUGCUCCUGGUCCUGCUCCAACAACUGUCCCUUCAACUCCGCCACUGGCUUCUUCCCCUACUCCCACCCCAUCUGCCGUCAACUCUCCGCCAUCUCCUCCUCCAUCAACCUCCUCUCCCUCGCCUUCCGUCGCCAUGCCGCCAGCCUCAGUUCCCGCUCCAGAGCCUGCAUCGAACGGCGCUGUACUGAACAGACUGGGCUUUGCGUCAGCCUUUGCUGGGUUCGUCGCCGUCGCUUUGGUGGCGUAAACAACCGAUUCAAGAUUAUCUUUCCAGUGAUUUAUUUUUUUGAGUAUUUAUCUACAUCAUGUUUUAGGAGAUUAUUAUUUACAAACUGAUUCUACAGUUAUAGGGAGUUUUUAUCAUAUAUUAUAUUGUACUUAAAUUAUUAUUAAUUAAUCGAUUUUUCUUCAUUAUUCACCA